CAUCUUCUCUAUGUGAUCUGAUCCACUACCAUGGGGAUUUGUUGGCCUAAACCUGCAAAGUGCGCUCAUGUUUCUUCCACUAACCUUUCAGGCGAUUCAAAGAUCCAUAGUAAGAUAAAGCCGGAAUCAAUUUCUUCCACCAAGAAAUCGCCUCACGAAAAAUCGAACAAGCAACAUGUAGCAGAUAAACUCGAAGUUGAUACAUCUGUUUCUAGCAACCUCAAGUCUUUCAGCUUUUCUGAUCUUAAAAAUGCCUCCAAAAACUUCCGGUCGGAAACUCUUAUCGGAGAGGGUGGAUUUGGAUGGGUUUUCAAAGGUUGGAUUGAUGAGAGCACCUUUGCUCCUGCCAAGCCAGGAACUGGAAUUGUUGUGGCUAUCAAAAAACUCAAAGAAGAAAGCUUUCAAGGCCACAGGGAAUGGCUUGCUGAAGUUAACUAUUUGGGUCAGCUUCACCAUGAAAAUCUUGUGAAACUCAUUGGUUAUUGUGCAGAGUCUGAGAAUAGGCUUUUGGUUUAUGAGUUUAUGCCAAAGGGAAGUUUGGAGAAUCAUUUAUUUAGAAAAGGUGUUCAACCAAUUUCCUGGGCUACACGAAUGCACAUCGCUAGGGGAAUUGCACGGGGAUUGUCCUAUUUACAUGGUUUAAAUGCUAAUGUAAUCUACCGUGAUUUGAAGGCUUCUAACAUUCUUCUCGAUUCGGACUACAAUGCAAAGCUUUCAGAUUUCGGCUUGGCAAGAGAUGGUCCAACUGGUGAUAACACCCAUGUCUCAACCAGAGUUAUUGGGACUCAAGGUUAUGCGGCUCCCGAAUACAUUGCAACAGGUCGUUUGACCCCAAAGAGUGAUGUGUACAGCUUCGGUGUCGUACUCCUAGAAUUACUUUCGGGACGACGGGUAAUGGAUGAUGAGAUAGCUGGUUUUUCCGAAGACACACUGGUUGAUUGGGCAAAACCCUUCUUAAGUGACAACAGGAAAAUGCUAAGGAUAAUGGAUACAAGGCUGGGGGGACAGUACUCUAAGAAAGGAGCACAAGCAGCCGCUGCUCUUGCAUUGCGAUGCUUACACGCUGAUCCGAAGAACCGGCCUUCCAUGGCCGAUGUUCAGGUUUCAUUGGAACGACUCCAUUCAACAAUGGAUACACCAAGAACGCCACCUCAACGUCACAAGAAAAGCUGGAUUUUCAUAGGAUUAAGCAUACGAAUGGCCCUCGCAAGGCAAGAGUUCCAACUGCAAAUUCACGUUGAGAAGAACCGCUUUUCUUUUCUCUUGCCGGACAGAUUCACUUCUCGUAUUCCAAGUUUGCUAGAUUUUUGUUGAACACGCGACCGAUGGUUGUAGCAUCAAAAUCCAGCUAAUUUAGUGAAAU
This is a messenger RNA of Hibiscus syriacus, 1363 nucleotides long. RefSeq names its product probable serine/threonine-protein kinase PBL18. The transcript has 7 exons. NCBI's taxonomy places the organism in Eukaryota, Viridiplantae, Streptophyta, Magnoliopsida, Malvales, Malvaceae. The record is from RefSeq and is a predicted model, not a curated record. Bases 31 to 1314 code for a protein of 427 amino acids. Gene Ontology annotation, biological process: protein phosphorylation. Gene Ontology annotation, molecular function: protein kinase activity; ATP binding.